GAGAAACAGGCGCCCAGAAAGAAACUUUGAAGAAAUAGAGACAUUUCUGGGACCAAAGCAAAAUGUCAAGAUACACUUAAAAAUACUAUACAUUAUCAAAAGAUAGGGCAUAUUCUACAUCCAAAAACCACUAACAAAAUGCAAGAAAAUAAAUAAAACACUCAGAGAAUUAGAAAGAACUCUUGGAAACUAAAAACACAACUGGGCUGGAAAAUAAUGUUGGCAGAAAGCAGUGAAAGAAAUAUUGGAGCACAGAGUUUCAAUCAAUGAGGUCCAAAAGAUGUGCAUUCCAGAAAAGGGAAGGGAAAAUUGAGUGGGGAAAAAAUUACCAAAGAAAUGACGGAGGAAAUUUUUCUGGAAAUUUUCAUAGUGAAAAGGUCUGCUUACUGCCCAGCAACAUUAAUGGGAGAAGAAAAAGAAAAAAAGAAAACCACAAGAGACUUCAGUAUGAAAUUUCAGGAUAGCUGCAUAAAGAGAAUAUUUCCAACAUUUUUCAGGAGAAAAAAAUGAAGAAUCAGAAUAAAAGACUUCCCAGCAGCAGCACUAGAUUCUAGAAAACCAGUAAGAGUGCCUCUAACAUCCGAAAGAAAAUUUACUUUGGUACACUCUCGAUCAGGUGUCAGGAUAGAAUAAGGGACAUUCUUAGGCACAAGAAGAUUGUGAAAACACUCAUUUUUCUUGCACCCUUUCCAGCGCCCGCCCCCCUCUCCCUUGGCUGUCUUCAAGUGUAUUGGCUCUAAUUGGCCAGACCUCCCAAGGUGCAUCUCUGCCGAGCUACCUGCUUCCUAUGGGCUCCCUCUGCACACCUCCUGUGCCAUCCACAUCCUAUCCAUUUCCUUCUUCAGGACCCACUGGAAGCCCCGCCUAGCCGAGCCGCUGGGGCACGCCCAUCAGCAGUGACCCCCUCUUUGGCUCUUCUCUGCUCUGGAAUCUUCUGUGCACAUUUUGCCAUCCGUCUCGGUUUUGUCUGGUAUUAAUGUCUGUACGUGUCUGAAUUUCCCAACAAGAUGGGAACCACAUCUCAUUCACGCUUCCGUUUACGGUGACAGGCUGAUAGCAGGUGCCCAGCAAACAUGGGCUGUUUAUCCUAGUUAAUUAUGGCAAUCUGACUCCGGAUUCAAUUGUAUUUUCAUGAUACCUUUCUAGCCAAGAUAUCCUGGCAUUUCGUUCAAAAGAAAAUUACUUUAUAAACUCUCAAGAAUGUCAAAGAUAAGAAGAGCUCCAACUUUGCAAGGACAACAGUAACUUGGAGGCCGGCUCCCUACUAUAUUCAAUUCAGUAAGCAACAGGGAUUGUGUUUCCUCAGAAACUGCAGAUCAUGAUUGCAAAAUCAAGUUAACCUAAGGGGAAAGGGCUUAUCCUGACACACUUCAUGGCAAAUGUCCUUUUCUGGUAUUAAUUAAAAGACAAUACAAGCCAAGUCAUGCCACGUCUUACUCUUGUUUUCUAAAUUCCGUGGAAACACAAACAGGCUUCGGCAGAAAGGAGAGAGGAAUGAAGAGCCUUCUGCUUCAAUGUUUGCUCCUUGUAACGUUUUCUUCUGCAUUUCCUAUAGACCGAAACAUGGACACCGGCGAGAACGCGCGGCUGGUGCAGGCAUAUCUCAACCAGUUCUACUCUCUUGAAAUAGAAGGGAGUCCUCUUGUCCAAAGCAAGAACGGGAGUCUCUUAGAUGGCAAGAUUCGGGAAAUGCAAGCAUUUUUUGGACUGACGGUGACUGGACAACUCGACUCACGCACCCUGGAGAUGAUGAGGACACCGAGGUGCGGAGUGCCAGAUGUGGGUCAGUACGGUUACACCCUUCCAGGAUGGGGAAGACACAACCUCACAUACAGAAUCGUCAACUACACUCCAGAUAUGGCCCAGGCAGAUGUGGACGAGGCCAUCCGGAGCGGCCUUGAGGUGUGGAGCCGAGUGACUCCGCUGACGUUCACCAAGACUUUCAAGGGGGUUGCGGACAUCAUGAUUGCCUUUAGGACCCGAGUGCAUGGCCGGUGCCCUCGUUAUUUUGAUGGCCCCCUGGGAGUCCUCGGACAUGCCUUUCCUCCAGGUCUGGGUCUGGGUGGAGACACUCACUUCGAUGAGGACGAAAACUGGACCAAGGAUGGAGCAGGAUUCAGCUUGUUCCUUGUGGCUGCCCAUGAAUUUGGCCAUGCACUGGGACUCUCUCACUCCAACGAUCGAACAGCUUUGAUGUUUCCAAAUUACGUCUCCCUGGACCCUAACAAGUACCCGCUUUCUCAGGACGAUAUCAAUGGGAUCCAGUCCAUCUACGGGAGUCUGCCUAAGACAUCUGCUAAGCCAAAGGAGGCCACCAUACCCCAUGCCUGUGACCCUUAUUUGACUUUUGACGCUAUCACCACCUUCCGCAGAGAAGUAAUGUUCUUUAAAGGCAGGCAUGUGUGGCGAAUUUACUACGAUAUUGCGGACGUUGAAUUUGAACGGAUCUCUUCGUUUUGGCCCUCCCUGCCGGCAGAUAUUCAAGCUGCAUAUGAGAGCCCCAACGAUAAGAUUCUAGUGUUUAAAGAUGACAGCUUCUGGGUGAUCAGAGGAUACGCUGUCUUGCCAGAUUACCCCAAACCCAUCCAUACGCUCGGCUUUCCAAGACACGUGAAGAAAAUUGACGCGGCUGUCUGCGACCACAGCACCAGAAAAACCUACUUCUUUGUGGGCAUUUGGUGCUGGAGGUAUGACGAAGUGACCCAGAACAUGGACAGAGGGUACCCACGGAGGGUGGUGAAGCUCUUCCCAGGAAUUGGGCUCCGAGUCGAUGCUGCUUUCCAGCAUAAAGGGUUCUUCUAUUUCUUCCGUGGAUCAAAGCAAUUUGAAUAUGACCCCAAGGCAAAGAACAUCACCAGAAUAAUGAAAAUCAAUUCCUGGUUUCGGUGUAAAGAACCAUUAAACGCGUCAUCCAAUGUUAGUAUCAGUGAGGAAGAAGUCCGUUCAGGAGGAGUAGAGAUGUUUUAUCAUAAGAAUUCGUACUUGCUUAUUCUCAGCUUUGUUCAUGUGCUGAAAAAAAUCUGUAGUUAUCAAUAAAUUCAUAGACCUAAAAUAAACCA
Molecule: messenger RNA, 3059 nt
Organism: Mustela erminea (ermine)
Lineage: Eukaryota; Metazoa; Chordata; Mammalia; Carnivora; Mustelidae
Gene: MMP27
Product: matrix metallopeptidase 27
Exons: 10
Coding region: 1495-3036 (513 amino acids)
Biological process (GO): proteolysis; collagen catabolic process; extracellular matrix organization
Cellular component (GO): extracellular matrix
Molecular function (GO): zinc ion binding; metalloendopeptidase activity
Source: RefSeq, a predicted model, not a curated record